Messenger RNA from Hemiscyllium ocellatum (epaulette shark), 1263 nucleotides. RefSeq names its product Wilms tumor protein homolog. Gene Ontology annotation, molecular function: DNA-binding transcription factor activity, RNA polymerase II-specific; RNA polymerase II cis-regulatory region sequence-specific DNA binding. Lineage: Eukaryota; Metazoa; Chordata; Chondrichthyes; Orectolobiformes; Hemiscylliidae. The record is from RefSeq and is a predicted model, not a curated record. The coding region runs from base 4 to 1263 and encodes 419 amino acids. Gene Ontology annotation, cellular component: nucleus. The transcript has 11 exons. Gene Ontology annotation, biological process: regulation of transcription by RNA polymerase II.
ACCAUGGGUUCCGAUGUGCGGGACCUGAACGCUUUGCUGCCGGCAGUCUCCACUCUGACCCCGGGGAACAGCAGUUGUACCAUGCCGGUGAGCAGCGCUCCCCAAUGGGCGCCGGUGCUGGACUUUCACCCGGGGGCUUCCUACAGCGCUCCGAUCGGCCACCCGUCCUUCAUCAAGCAAGAGCCGAGCUGGAGCGCCAGCGAGCCCCACGACGACCACUGCCUCAGCGCUUUCACUGUUCACUUCUCCGGUCAGUUCACCGGCACGGCCGGGGCCUGUCGUUACGGAGCGUUCGGCGCUCCACCGCCCAGUCAGGCGCCUCCGAGUCAGGCGAGAAUGUUCACCAACGGCGGCUACCUCAACCAUUGCAUGGACACGCAACCGCCAGCCAGGAACCAGGGUUACAGCGCUGUGGCUUUCGACGGGACUCCAGGUUACGGUCACACUCCAAGUCAUCACACUCCUCAGUUCUCGAAUCACGCCUUUAAACACGAGGAACCCAUCAACCAACAGAACAGUAUAGGAGAGCAACAGUACCCGGUCCCUCCGCCAGUGUAUGGCUGCCACAACUCUACAGACAGUUGUGCUGGGAGUCAGGCUCUGCUGUUAAGAUCUCCAUAUAACAGUGAUUCUCUUCACUUACUUUCUGCAUCUCUACCUUGUCUUGCUGACGGCACGGUUAGCACUGCUGCCUCACAGCGCCAGACAUCCGGCCACGCGACAGGAUAUGAGACUGACAAUCACAAUGCUCCUAUGUUGUACAGCUGUAGCACGCAAUACAGAAUACAUACACAUGGGGUGUUCAGAGGGCUUCAGGAUGUUCGGAGGGUCCCGGGAGUUGCACCAACCAUUGUCAGAACAAACACAGAGGCUAACGAAAAGCGUCCAUUCAUGUGUCCCUAUCCUGGGUGUAAUAAACGCUACUUCAAACUCUCUCACCUGCAAAUGCACAGCAGGAAACAUACAGGUGAGAAGCCUUAUCAGUGUGAUUUCAAGGACUGCGGUCGACGAUUUUCCCGUUCAGAUCAACUUAAACGACACCAGAGAAGACACACUGGGGUAAAGCCAUUCCAGUGUAAAACAUGUCAGCGUAAAUUCUCCCGCUCUGACCAUUUAAAGACUCACACCCGAACUCAUACAGGUGAAAAGCCCUUUAGCUGUAGGUGGCCAAACUGUCAGAAGAAGUUUGCCAGGUCCGAUGAACUGGUUCGUCACCAUAACAUGCAUCAGAGAAACCUGACCAAGCUUCAGCUUACUCUCUAA